Molecule: messenger RNA, 1260 nt
Organism: Lodderomyces theae
Lineage: Eukaryota; Fungi; Ascomycota; Pichiomycetes; Serinales; Debaryomycetaceae
Gene: CSE4
Product: centromeric DNA-binding histone H3-like protein
Exons: 1
Coding region: 1-1260 (419 amino acids)
Cellular component (GO): nucleosome
Molecular function (GO): protein heterodimerization activity; DNA binding; structural constituent of chromatin
Source: RefSeq, a predicted model, not a curated record
AUGGCUGAUCAACCAAUAAAUGCCACAAACCCAAGCACUACCGAUGCCGGUAACGCCACAGGAGGGGCAAUGAGUCCACAAGAACGACAGCUUCAUGAAUUGAGAAGACAGAGACAAGAACUAAGACGUCAGCAGCAACUACGAGCCCAGCAAAGAGCACAACAACAGGGUUCGGCCUUAUCUGCAGCUACCGGAGGCUCACCUGCCCAGUCACCAUUUGCUGCUCGGAGGGCUCAAGCAGAGGGAGGUGCAGCUGGAACUAUGAGGUCGCCAUUCCAAUCUCCUUUUGCCAGAACAAGAGAUCAGCAGCAACAGGGAGCAGCUCCUCAGCCGGAAAAUAUACCCCGAGUGCCCAGACGAGAACCAUUGGCGCAACCACAACAACCUCCACGAGCAAGUAAUGCUGCUGCUGCUACUUCCAGGCAGUCACCAAGGCCAGGUUCCGAUAUUACAGAGUCGUUGGCAUCGGUUCGGAGGAUUAGCCGCUUUGAAGAACGUCCAGGGGAUAUUGCCAGAUCAACUACAACAACCGCACGGCAGACACUAAGAACAGAACAAUCGCCACCAUUUGCAGCAGCAGCUACAGGUUCUGGCGGAGUAGGAAGAGGAGGAGGAGGAGGAGGUACCAACUUGCCUCCACCGUCGCCUCCACAGCCACGCUUCCCUUCCCCACCCAUUGCUGGAUCCAGUGCUCGUCUACCUCCAUCAAGGCCACAAGUUGCAUCCACAACGACAGCUGCUGGGUCUCCUGCAGGCGAGACAAGAAGAGUGACUGGAACCACGGGCCGCAAAACAUUACCCGGGACAUCUACAUCAUCAACGAGAAGAGCACAAGCUGCGACAGCUGCAUCAUCCAAUUUACGACAACGGCCCCGUCAACCAACUGGAGCAGGUUCACAACUGCAGCUGCAAUCACAAUCACAAUCGCGUGCGAGAACAGCAGCACGAGUUAAGAAGAGAUAUAGACCCGGUACAUUGGCACUUCGAGAGAUUCGUCAUUUCCAAAAAUCAACCGAUUUAUUAAUUCGAAAAUUACCUUUUGCAAGAUUGAUCAAGGAGAUUUCCCUUGAUUUCGUUGGUCCCGAAUAUGGAUUGAGAUGGCAACUGAAUGCAAUAUUGGCACUACAAGAAGCUCUGGAGACCUAUUUGGUUCAUCUUUUGGAAGAUACUAAUCUAUGUGCCAUUCACGCGAAAAGGGUGACCAUUAUGCAAAAGGAUAUGCAAUUGGCAAGAAGAUUGAGAGGUAGGUAUACAAUUUAG